Haemonchus placei is the source of this 816-nucleotide messenger RNA. Lineage: Eukaryota; Metazoa; Nematoda; Chromadorea; Rhabditida; Trichostrongylidae. The record is from the annotation of a GenBank genome assembly.
AUGCCGCGUUCGAAUGAUCCAAGAACGCCUUAUCCACUUGGACGUUCGACAUCUGAUUCCUUACAAGCUGCUGCUUCACUACUGAGGUUUGUUGACGACCCAGCACGGACUGUACAACCAGGGCAAGGUCGUAGAGGUGAACAUGGCGUAAUAGCAAGUGGCCGGGUCAUUCCAACUGAUGCCAGUUCGUCUCAACCUUCUUCUAGCUCUCAAGGUGAUGUGAACGUACCGAGUGUCCCGAUGCCUUCAUCACCUCCUCGCACUUCACCACGGCCUCCUACUCCGGUGAGACGUGUAUUGCGUCGAAGGGUAGGUGUAAUGCUUCCUACCCGUAUGCUGAAGCCGGCUGGCGUAGGAAGGGAGGAUCGACCCGCUGUCAUAACCAGACUGUUAAAGGAGUCACGGACUAUAAGAUCGGAAGCUCCAACCGGUUGUCAUGUGUCCCCGAAGAGAGACGACAUAUUUCAAUGGGUGGCUGUGUUGGAAGGACCGCCUGGUACCGUCUAUGAAGGUGGCACAUUUUUCUGUAAUAUUCACUUCUCCAUGAACUAUCCAACAUUGGCGCCCAAGGUAGAUUUUUCAACGAGAAUAUAUCACUGUAAUGUGAAUGCUCAAGGCGAGGUCUGUAUCGACAUUUUGAAUGAAAAGUGGGAAUCAACGAUGACGGUUCGAACGGUCAUGAUGGCGUUGAUGUCGCUUAUGUACAGCUGCAAUCCAGAUGAAGCUUUGGUACCUUCUAUCGCCAAGCAAUAUCGCGAAAAUCGAGCCGAUUUCGACAAAAUGGCACGCAUAUGGACCUAUCGUUACGCCACAUGA